This is a messenger RNA of Octopus sinensis (East Asian common octopus), 3370 nucleotides long. RefSeq lists its product as uncharacterized. The record is from RefSeq and is a predicted model, not a curated record. Gene Ontology annotation, biological process: regulation of gene expression. NCBI's taxonomy places the organism in Eukaryota, Metazoa, Mollusca, Cephalopoda, Octopoda, Octopodidae. Gene Ontology annotation, cellular component: nucleus. The coding region runs from base 577 to 3204 and encodes 875 amino acids. The transcript is spliced from 2 exons.
AACCUUUUCACAUCCUUUCCGCUCCCCCACUUUUUGUCCGUCACACUCAUAGCUAUUCUCACUUCCUGUUUCUCUCCUCGACCCCACGUUGGUUUUUCCAUUUGAACGUUACCGCAUAUCUCUCUAUCUAUCACUCACUCUCUCUCUUUUUCUGUCUUUUUUUAUUUGUCUUUCUUUCUUCUGUAAACUAGGCUCUGAAUCAGAAACGUUCACCCUGUAGAUCAAAUCUAUUCAUCACAUACAUACAUUCACACACACACACACACAUAUAUAUAUACAUACAUAUAUAUAUGUACAAUUUAUAGCAAAGCAUAUUUCAUGGAUGAUUAUAAAACUUGCUUGCGGUAGACAUUUCGGUUUCUGGUAUCAAUUUCUUCCAAUGCAAGUUACAUGGUAAUAUAUGACAGAGGAAGCAACAAAAUACCAAUGAACGGUUUUUCAAUGAGAAUAGUUUAAAAUCUUGCAAGAUGUUGUGAGAUCUAUUCAUUGAACCAUUUUGUCAUGAGGAACAGUAAAUAUUGUUGAAAAAAUCUUUUUGGAAAAUCUUGUAAAUAACUUGGUCAAGCACCCUACAAGAUGGAAGUCACUGAAAACUCGCAGCAGAAAUCUUAUGGUAUUAGUGCUUCUGUCACAAUAUUAAGACCAAAAUCACCCACUAAAUCAAUAUGUGACAAAAAUUUUAUAACAUUUAUGGAAACGAAUCUCAAUGAGUCCUUCAGUAAUGAAGAAUCGGGGAACUCGUGGGAAGAGAUAUUGUGUGCUUUCUCUGCUCCUUUUCUCUUUCGUUCACCAAAUGGCUCAUUUCUUCCCAAUGUUAACAUGCAGAUGUACUGGUGUAACUUCUGUCGAUUUAAAUGCCAAGAAAAACAGAAGAUGAUUGAACAUUCUCAAACCCAUCGCUUCAAGUGCAACUACUGUGAUAAGGAGAGUUAUCUACGUAAAGACAUCAUCAAACACUCGAUGAAGGUUCAUAAUGAGUACAACCAAAUUAGACAAGCCCUUAAGUCAUGUGCCCUUUUGGAUGACUACCUAGCACAAAAAGAGAUGACCUUGAAGGAACAAAGUGAUGACUUUGACAAAAUAACUACAAAUGAGCAUAAUUAUUUUGCAACUUACAAUAUCAGCAAAGUAACAUCGACAGAGCCUUGUCAGUCAUCGGUAGAUGGUGACAAUUCAACUAAAGAAUGUGAAGAUAUUGAUAAUAUAACUCCGAGUAUUUUGGAAAUGCCCAGUAAUUCUCUGAUUUCAGAAACAACUGAGCAAAAAUCACUUUCUUAUGAUCCUACAAAGGAACAAAAUCUUACUUUAGAAUUAAAUUCUGGUGCUAGUCAGUCAGUGUCUGUAGUUGUGGAUAGCUAUAUAAAUUCCACUAUGAAUCUUGUGAAAGCUGAUGAUGCAAACAACACUGCUUCUAAAUCACAACCCAGCUCGGCCAGUGACUUAAAAGCAUCUGAUACAUAUUCAGGGCCCCUAAUUGUGUCAGUUCAGAGUUUGCAUCCUGAUAGUGCAGAUAAAUCCAACAGUAGUAUAUCUCAUACGGAGGUUAGUACAACAGACUUAAACACCCCAACAAAGCGAAAAAGAGAAGGUCCAUCGGACAGUGAUAGUUAUCCAGAGGAUGAGGAUAUUGAUCCUGAUUAUGAUCCUGAAGAAUAUAAACCAAAUCGCAGAAUAAGUAAAAGAAGGUUAUCAGAAAGAUUGAAAACCUCAGGUAAAUCCAAAUAUUCAGGUACUCCUGUCACUAACCUUCCUCCUGGUACAAAGUUUUGGCGUUGUAGAUACUGUAAGUGUAGAUCAAGUAAAAUUGAAAAGAUUGUUAUGCAUUUGAAAGCUAAACAUAGCAACAAACCCUUACGUUUUAUAUCCCAUAUUGUUGGGAAAAAUGGUCAAAUAACUGAACUUCCAGAAAAGUCUCUGAAUGAAUCUACAACACCUACAACACCUAAAACCGAACCCACACCAGUAGAGAAUAAGGUAAAACCAAGCAUCUCUGAGACUAAAACUAUAGACCUUGAUGACAAGAAGGAGGACAAACAAUAUUUAUGCUUUUUCUGUGACACACUGUUUAGCAAUAUGAAUGAGGUCCGACAACACAUGUUUAAAGUACACCCCAGCCGAAAGUUUUACUGCAUAGAUACUGCUCUAAAGGAGCAAAACAAAGAAUACCAUACUUUCUUCUGUUGUCGCCACAAAUGCAACUUUGUAAAUGUCGAUCCUGAAGAGUAUGUGAGUCAUGUAGAGAAAUGCACUCCCAUUCCUUCAGUUGAAGUAGAUCCGGGGACAAAACCCACCGGUUUGCAACAAACGGUUUUAUUUGCCAAGAAACUGAUUAGUCAAAAAGAUUCUAAAUCUAAUCAUUCAAAAAAAAAACACAGUCAUUCCAAAGACAAAGACACUGGUUCAAAAAAGACAGAUAACAGUAAGUUGACGACUAAAGACACACUCUAUAGUUGUCAUAGUUGUGAUUUCUCGGCAUUAGGUAAUACAUCGAUAAAAUCACAUAUAUUAUCUAAACACCCAGAUCUCGCAUUGAGUGCUUUGGUGAAGAAAGAGAACAACUCAUUAGAAUUUUACUUCUUUUGUUCUAAAUUAGAUUGUGAUUUUGUAGCUCAGCAAAAAAGUGAGCUGAUAAAACACAGUAAGGAAAAGCAUGGUGAAGAAAUGCUAGCUGUUGAUAGUAAAGAUAUUGAUGUAAAACCAAAGAUAACGGCCAUCAAAACUGAAGAUUCCAUUAAAAAGAGCAAUGUAACAUAUAUGCCAGCUUACGAGUGCCUAUACUGCGAGUCUUCCUGUAUCUCUACUUCAUUAACUAACAUGAAACGUCAUGUGCAGGAGGCUCACCCUUCAGAAACAAUUGUAGUGCGUGAUUGUAUCGCAUAUAAAUGCAAACGUCCUUCCCGCAUAUAUGUCUGUGACAACACUGGAUGCAUUUUCAAUGAUCUGGACUAUAAGCAAUAUCUGAUCCACGUUUCAGCACACAAGGACGGUGUGUUGUAUGAGUGUUUGUCAUGUCCAACUUGGGCCAGCCAAGACAAAGAUGCUUUUGUAAAGCAUGUUAAGAAAGAAUCGAAUAAAAAACACAGCCUAGCUGAACUGCAGACUUCUAUGAAGCCUGAUGGCUCUAUCGUAUUGAAAAAAGCAGAUGGUACUACUAUUGAACAGUCUGUGAGAAUUACAGAAGCUUCUAAACCAUCUGCAAAUUAAAAAACAAAAGCAUAGAAACAAACAUUUUUUCUAAAUCACAUUAACUCUUUGAAAUAGUAAAUCUUUAACUUCAUUCUUCAUAAUAUUUAGUAUGUGGUUCUACAUACUGUUUCUCUUAUAUUUGUACAAUAAACUUACUUGGUAUUCAUUCAGUUGCCAAACAAUA